Molecule: messenger RNA, 1183 nt
Organism: Onychostoma macrolepis
Lineage: Eukaryota; Metazoa; Chordata; Actinopteri; Cypriniformes; Cyprinidae
Product: tryptase-like
Exons: 4
Coding region: 125-712 (195 amino acids)
Biological process (GO): proteolysis
Molecular function (GO): serine-type endopeptidase activity
Source: RefSeq, a predicted model, not a curated record
GUAAAUAGCCUACCUUAAAUGGACACUAUGUUGAACAUGUGUUAUGAUUGGAUGAAAUAGAAACAUCCAGAUUGGUUGAUAAAACCAUAGACAUCUAGCCUGUCAGCGAAAAAAGCGAGUGAAGAUGUGGAGGUUAACGCGUGUGAUUUUGGUCUUGCUCAUUUGUGUCAAAGAUUCACAUUUGCAGCCAAACGUUUGCGGACGUCCAAACCCCCAUUUAAACCCCUGUAUUGUGGGUGGUACAGAUGCCUCUGCAGGGGCGUGGCCAUGGAUGGUCAGUCUGCACAACACGACUUAUCAGAAACAUUUUUGUGGUGGCUCCCUCAUCAACAGUGAAUGGGUGCUGACAGCUGUUCACUGUGUCGUUGGUAACGACAUGACCACACUGCUUGUGUACUUGGGAAAGUUGACACAACAGGGAAAAAAUCCCCAUGAAAUCACCAGAAUUGUCAACAACAUCAUUACCCAUUCCUCCUACAAUGAUAACACAUGUGAUAGUGACAUCGCUCUACUGCACCUGUCCUCCGCAGUCACCUUUAAUGAAUACAUUAGACCUGUGUGUUUAGCAGCCCAGAACAGCAACUUCCCUUCCGGCACCAAAGGCUGGAUCACAGGCUGGGGAAAAGUUGGAGUUCAAAUUAAUACAAACCCACACAUAGAGUUACACAGUGCCAGUGCCUUUACCUGCUCCUGGGAUUCUGCAAGAGGCUGAGGUUGAAGUGUACGAAAGUUCCAAAGAGAGAGAGAAGGUUAAGAAUAUGCUACUGAAAUAGAGAGAAACCGGACCACACAUUUCUGCUGAAUUUCAGGAAUAUAAUGUAACUUUUUAAUUUUUGGAUGAAAAUAAAUAAAAACCAAAGUGUUUACAUAAAUCUAUUAUUGGACUAAACAAGACUAAUAUGACUAUUAAAAUUCCAACAAUUCUUCCUCCUCCUUGCGAUUCCCCAGCAUUGUGAAGCUGUUGUACAUUCUUUAGCACAUAAGUUUCUGUAAAACUUCCAUCCUUACUUUUACAUAACAUAAUUUGUCAACUUAAUUUUUCCUUAAAACAUAUCAUUGUCCUUCAGAACAAAAGUGGAUUUUGUCAGUGGUCCUUUCCUGAAAGCUUGCCUCAAAUUCUUCAAUCAAGGAAGUGUCAUGGUACUUUCUUGAAUGUUGUAGUAAAGUUCAUUACAACUGAGCC